Solanum lycopersicum (tomato) is the source of this 2922-nucleotide messenger RNA. Lineage: Eukaryota; Viridiplantae; Streptophyta; Magnoliopsida; Solanales; Solanaceae. The record is from RefSeq and is a predicted model, not a curated record.
UAUUAAGCAUAUAUAAUAUUUCUAGACUUGUUUGAGAUUGAGACUUAUAAUCUUUAUUGCGUUUUUUCUUGAUCAUACAAUUUUUAUACAUGCAAUGACAGGCGCAUAUUUUUAGAAAAGGUGUCAUUAAGCACAACUUCACAAUUUCAUUUAUCUGUUUGUGAAUUACUAAUUAUUAUGUUAGAUAGGUAGUCUAUAUCGCAAGCUUUUGGAAUGCAGUCAUUCCCUAGCGCCUGCGUGAACAUUGGAUGAUUCGUGCACUUAUCUACCCUUUUUCUCAUAAAAUAAUUUGGAUAUAUAUAGUUAUGAAAAAACAAAUCAACAUCAUUUAAAGUGAUAAAAAAGUAAAUUAAUUCGAAAAGAAAAGUAAAUUAGGUCUUAAAAAUCAACAUACUCCUAGAUUCAAAUACAUUUUACAUGCAAAAUUGAUAGUACAAUGUCAACAUCGCUUGCAUAAAAUUCUGUGUGCCCUAUUUUCUUGUCCUUUCGAAUUCUGUUACUAUUUGUUGUUUAUUGUCCCUUGACUAUCAUAUAGUUUUGUUAUAGUUUUUGUUCCGUUACUAUUAGGUGUUUUGUUAUUAUCUGUUGUCUCAUGUAUUACCGUUAGUUUUUUGGGGAUUGUUUUUCCUUGAACCGAGAGUCGAUCGAAAAUAACUUUGGAGGUAAGGUUUGCAUACAUUCUACCAUCUCUAGACCGCAUUUUGUAGGAUUACACUACGCAUAUUACUGCUUUUUUUCCCUCGAAACAAUAUAAUCUUAUAAUCGUGAAAUAUGUAUCAUUUUAUGCAGGAUAGAAGACGUUAUUAUCGAAGCACCAAAAAAAAUAAGAUGUUUGGAUUUAGUAUAAGAACAGGUAAGCAAAAUGCCUCAGGUUCACCAAGUUCAAAAACAGGAUCUCCAUCAUCUGUUGGUUCACCAAAAACAGCAGGAAGUACAGGUUCACCAAAGGCAGAAGUUGGUGAAAUUGACACAAGAGCACCUUUUCAAUCUGUUAGAGCUGCUGUUAGUUUGUUUGGUGAUACUGGUUCUUCACCCCAGGCUAAACCAACUAUUAAAAGAUCAAAAACCAUUGAAGAGAGGGUGUUAGAGAAGGAAAGUAGGCUUCAUUUGGCCCUAAGAGAACUAGAUGGCUUCAAAGAACAGAUAAGAAGUACAGAGACAACAAAAACUCAUGCUCUUCGAGAUCUCGAAAAGGCUAAAAGAACACUCCAGGAACUCACAGGAAAGCUCGAGACACUAUGCGAAACGAAGCAAGCAGCUAUUGAGGCAACAGAGACAGCAAAGGCCCGAGCCAUCGAGCUCGAAGAACAGAAAUCGAAUAAACCUCCAGUAGGCACAGAUGCUUGGAAACAGAAUGUUGAAGCUGAAAGAGAACAAUAUCGAACAUCUUCUGGUGAACUAAAUUCCGCGAAACAAGAGCUUACAAACCUCCGUCAGGACUUUGAUGCAGCCCUAACUGCUAAACUGGCCGCGUUUCAAGAAGCUGCAGAUGCACAGCAUAACGCGGCCAUCAAUAGAGAGAGGCUAGGUAAGCUCUCGAAAGAAGUCACUACAUUACGCGAAACAUUAGGACAAGUAAAAGUUGCAUCUCUCCAAGCACAAGACGAGCACGAAAAACUCAUCCAAGAUAAAGAAGUUCACUUACAAUCACUCAAAACAGCUAAAGAAGAAGCUGAAGAGAAAAUCAGGGCUCUCAAAGAGGACCCUGACUCUCAACUAGUAACAGAAAACCUCGUUGAGAAGCUCGAGGUAACCAACGAAGCAAUCCAUGUCUUACAAGAACAACUCAAUAAUGUCCGAGCCCUGGAUUUAGACGCGUAUAACAAAGCAAAUGAAGAGCUCAAUGCUACAAAGAACAUGUUGAAAGAGAUAGUCGCGGAGGAAAGUUCCCUCCGUGGCAUAGUUGAAUCUCUUAAACAAGAAGCAGAACGUGUAAAAGGCGAACUCAAUGAGCUCAACAAGAAAGCAGAGGAAACAGAGUCCCUAGUCGAAAAGUUGAAACUAGAGCUCGAAAACAGCAAGAAAGAACUCGAAACAAGCAUUUCAGCUAAAACACAAGCUGAAGGAGAUUCAAAUGAUUUACCUUCAAGAAUCCAACAGUUAACUUCCGAGGCGAAUCAAUACACAAAAGAAGCAAAUGAGAUGAAGAAAAACACAGAGUUACUCAAACAAGACGCGCAAUCAGCACAUGAAGCAACUAAAGAAACAGAGGAUAAGCUAAAAAUCGCGCUAAAAGAAGCUGAAGAAGCAAAAGCAGCAGAGAAACUUGCAGAUGAAAAGAUACACAAUCAAUCAAGAAACAACAAAACAGACAAUUCCACUGAUGAUAACAACGACGAAAAACAUUCAUCAUCAGAAUCAUCUAAUGGGAAGAUAAGACUAUCAAUUGAGGAAUACGAGGCAUUAAAACGAAAAGUAGAGGGAAUAAAGAAUGAUGCUGACAUAAAAGUAGCAACUGUCAUGGCACAAGUUGAAACUAUCAAUGCCAAUGAAAAACAAGCUAACGAAAAACUCGAGGUGUUGUUAAAGGAGAAGGAAGAUAUCAAAAUCGCGACACAAGAAGCAUUGAAAACAACAGAAAUGGCAGAAGCAGCAAAAUUGGUUGUUGAAGGAGAAUUGCAGAAAUGGAGAAUAAAGGAACAAGAAGAAGAAGAAGUAGAAAUUGGAGAAUCAUCUAAUGGAAAUGUUGAAGAGACAUAGAAGAGAAAAUUUGUAUAAAAUAAAAAUAAGAACUAUAGUAUAAAUUAUGGGAAAUUUUUAUGUAAUUUGGUGUAAUGUUUGUGUAUGUAUAUGAUUUUUUUUCCAUUUUUAUUAUUGAAGGCAUUCAAAUGUGCAGAAAGUAUAUGAAUGUCUAUUACCUUCGAGAAAUACAGAGUAUGAUUGCCUAUAAAUAGAUCAUUUUAGUUCUGUGUCAGGACUUCA